CACGGCACUGAGGGGCUGCAGAUGUAGCUGGCAUCUGAAGAGGUAACCUGAGGUUUCAUGAAGUUGUGUGAGAAAAAGGUUAUCAGUUAACGUGGGCAUCAGUUUGGAGGUGUAACCCUCUGAAGAUGUACGGCCUGUACCUGGAAGCAGUCAACGAUUACAUCAACGAAUCCUACGGCGAGGAUGUGUGGAGGCUGAUCGAGAACCGAGCAGAGAUCCCCCACCUCAAGUUUGUCAGACAUCAGAUGUACAAUGAUAACCUGAUCCUACGGUUGGCGAAGGCAGCAGGAGAAGUUCUGGGAAAAACUCACGAUGAGCUGAUGUACGCCUUCGGUGUCUACAUGGUAAAGAGGAUCGGGAACUACGGAUACGAGCGGAUCCUAAAGGUGUUGGGCCGAAAUGUCCGUGACUUCAUCAAUGAACUGGACAACCUGCACGAGUAUUUCCGCUUCUCCUUCCCCAAAGUGCAGCCGCCCAGCUUCUGCGUGGAGGAGGAGUGUGAGACGAGCCUCACGCUGCACUAUCGCAGCACCCGCAAAGGCUUCACUCAGUUCGUCAAAGGGCAGCUUUCUCAAGUGGGACGGCAAUUCUACAACACAGAUAUUGAGGUGGAAAUCCUGUCUAAAGAGGAGACGGAGAAAAUGACUUAUGUGGUUUAUAAGAUGAACUUCGACAACGCCGCUUUCAAACACCGCAUGCCCCAGCAGAAGACUGCACCCAGCUACGAGAAGCUACCGAUGAAGCGGGGGAUCUUUUUUGACAUGUUCCCCUUCAGCGUCAUCUUCCGCCGUGACAUGACCAUGUACCGCAUCGGUGACGGCCUCAAAGAGGUUUUCUCCGACCUCCAGGGUAAAAAAGUCAACGAGGAGUUCACCCUAGUCCGACCUAUGCUGGAGUUCAGCUGGGAUAAUAUUUACACCCACUUGAACAACGUGUUUGAGCUGCUGUCUAAAGCAGUGGUGGAGAGCAAGCAGAAGGUCAACAUCCCAAAGCUGAGCAAGGAGGAGCCGGACGAGAAAGAGGAGAGCGAGAAGGCAAAGAGGGAAGAAGAAAGAGAGCAAAAAGCAGUGGAGGAGAUGAAGGGCACAGACCAAGAGUACAGCAGCGCUCUCACUCAAUACAACAGCUCGGCCAACUCCGGAGGGGAAGAUAUCGAACUGCUGGCGUUCCAGACUGUUACUGGAAAAUGUAGUGAAACCAUCUUUGAGGACAUGCGGGAGCCUCCAAAGAAACCUCUCCACCUGAAGGGCCAGAUGAAGUAUGUCCCCCAGUGGGACUCCCUCAUCUUCCUUGGGACACCUAUCAUAGAGACAGUGGAGGACAUGAUAAAGAUGGGGGUGUAUGUGAAUGAUCUGAACCUGCACGACUCGAGCAGAGAGCUGAUUCUGGCCGGGACACAACAGUCGGCUGAGCUGCAGCUGGCCCUGGAUCAGGAGCAACAAAAAUAUGCUCAGCUGCAGGAAAUCAUCAAGAAGCUGGACGAGGAGAAGAAGAGAGGAGAUUCUCUGCUGUACGCCAUGAUCCCUAAAGCUGUGGCCGACCGCCUCAGGAAGGGGAUCACUGCCCUGGAGACAUGCCAGGUGUUCCCAGAUGUCACUAUCCUGUUCAGCGAUGUGGUCAAAUUCAAUGAGAUCUGCAUCCACAUCACGCCCAUGCAGGUGGUGGACAUGCUCAAUGAGAUCUACAUCGUCUUUGACACUCUCAGUGAGAAACACAACGUCUACAAGGUGGAGACGAUUCGUGAUGCCUACAUGGUGGUGGCUGGUGUGCCCAACAAAACCACCUUUCAUGCCCACCAUAUCUGUGACAUGGCUCUGGACAUGCUGAGCUCCAUCGACCACCUCAAAGACCCGUCUACUGGAGAUAACAUCCAGAUUAGAGUCGGUAUCCACUCAGGUAUGGUGGUGGCUGGUGUGGUGGGUCUGAAGAUGCCCCGGUACUGUCUGUUUGGUGACACGGUGAACACAGCAUCCAGGAUGGAGAGCAAUGGAGUGGGCAUGCAGAUUCACAUCAGCCAGACCACCAAAGACCACCUUGAACAUGAGCCGUAUAUCAUCGAGGAGAGGGGCAAAAUCUUUGUAAAGGGUAAAGGCUACAUGAAGACAUACUGGCUGAAAGGAAAGAAAGAUCUAUCAUUCAAGACCCCGGCAGAGCUGCGCUACAGCAGUGAGCAGAAAGACUCUGAGGACAAGAGCUCUAAUGGCUCCACCAGCACCAACGCCAAGCGCAUGGCCUCCAACCUCCACAUCAGCGGCAACGACGAGCAAGCUGAAGGGAAGCCGAGCCCCAGCGACCUCCCUCUGGACACCUUGCCCCCACAAGAGGCCACCAACGAGCCCCGCUCCAUUUCAGCCGAGCCUCAGGAGAAGGAGAAGGCCAAAAAGACUAAGAACAACAAGGGGGCCCGGCUGGAAGUGCCCCAGGGAAACUUAUUGUCAGAGUCCCCCAACCCUGAUGACGGUUUGGAGAACACGGGUCCUUUUCUCAGCAGCAAGAGAAACAGCUUCAGGCAGCAGUAUGUCAAGCUGCCCACCAACCUGCCCAUGCGCAGCGCCGCCUGUGUCAUUCUGUGA
Messenger RNA from Cheilinus undulatus (humphead wrasse), 2573 nucleotides. RefSeq names its product soluble guanylate cyclase 88E-like. The transcript has 18 exons. Gene Ontology annotation, cellular component: guanylate cyclase complex, soluble. NCBI's taxonomy places the organism in Eukaryota, Metazoa, Chordata, Actinopteri, Labriformes, Labridae. The record is from RefSeq and is a predicted model, not a curated record. The coding region runs from base 126 to 2573 and encodes 815 amino acids. Gene Ontology annotation, biological process: cGMP biosynthetic process; response to oxygen levels; nitric oxide-cGMP-mediated signaling. Gene Ontology annotation, molecular function: oxygen sensor activity; heme binding; guanylate cyclase activity.